Molecule: messenger RNA, 2093 nt
Organism: Achroia grisella
Lineage: Eukaryota; Metazoa; Arthropoda; Insecta; Lepidoptera; Pyralidae
Gene: spag
Product: RNA polymerase II-associated protein 3-like
Exons: 9
Coding region: 93-1634 (513 amino acids)
Molecular function (GO): protein binding
Source: RefSeq, a predicted model, not a curated record
ACAUAUUCUUUGACAAUUGAAUUUGAAAAUGCUUUUAUCGAUCUAACAGGUAAAAACACUUAUUAUUAUUCGUUUAAGAAAACUGUUUUCCAAUGGACAAAGCCUUCGAGGUACAAAAACAAGUGCGGGAAAAUGUUAAAACAUUGCAAACAUACAUGACAGAUUUGCAAAAUUGGGAGGCAGAGAUGAAACGCAAAGAGGCCGCCCUCAACGGCGAUUUUGAGCAGGAUCUACCACCUGUUAGGAGCAAGGUGAAGAAAGACAAACCUGUUGCUCCUUCUAAAAAGCUGGUGAAGAGAAUAUCCUCGUCCGAUUAUCAAUCUUGGGAGAAAUUUGAUGCGGAUAAAGCAUGUGAAGAUAUUGACAUGGCAGAGGUGGGUCCUGUGUCCCUGGACAGCAAAAACAGUCAGUCAGCAAAGCAGGAGAAAUUGAGAGAUGAAGCACAGCAUGAAAAGGAGAGAGGUAAUGCAUUUGUGAAGAAGGAGAAAUGGGACGAAGCCAUAUCAUGUUAUAGUAGAGCCAUCGAGCUGGUCCAAGACGAUGCUAUCUACUACGCUAACAGAGGUCUGUGCUACCUCAAAAAAGACAGCUUACACCAAGCCGAAACGGACUGUUCGGAGGCACUCCGCCUGGAUCCAACAUACGUGAAAGCAUAUCAACGGCGUGCAUCUGCUAGAGAGCGCCUCGGUUCCCUCAGAGCAGCAUCCCAAGACCUGAAUGAGGUGCUGAAACUGGAACCUCAUAAUCAUGCAGCUAGAAAACAAUUGGAGGCGAUUAAAGCCAGGAUGGGAACCAAAGGAUUAAAAUCAAAAAGCUCUCCAUCAUCAACUCCAACAUUAGAAGACAAACCUAUAACAUCAUCCAAAGGGAAAGCACAGUCAAAAAUAAUUGAGCUCUCAAAUGCGCCAGCUAAAGAAGAACUGUCACCAUUGGACAAGUGGAAGAACGGAAUUGGUGAAGGAAUCACUGUUAUCACCCCCGUGAAGAAACCACCCCAUUUAAGAUCUAAGAUACCAUUAAAAUCUAUUCCCAUUCAAGAAAUACCUUUAGGCAAAACAUUCCCCGAAAAGCCACCUACUCGUAUGAAGAUAAUAGACAUUGAGGACAACUUAUCGAAUGGAGACACCAACAAUAAUGACUCCAACAUAUUAGAUGACGCUAAAUUGGAGAAGAUAGACAAAGGUAAAGGAGAUGCUAGUCCGGAAUCGGUGAAGUUGAUAACAGAUGUUAAAGUCAAUGAGAAGCAGAGUCGAGUGCAAAAUAUGGUGCCACCAGUUAAUAGUGUUCAAUUUAUGGCAGAAUGGAAGUAUUUGAAAGGAAAUGAUGGCGCUAGAAGCGACUAUUUAAGUAUUAUAGAACCAUCGAAAAUUCCAACAAUCUUCGAGAAUGCUCUAGAAAGUGAUGUACUGUCCGACGUGCUGCGUACUCUAUAUCAACACACAGAUAAGUUUAAAGGGAAGUCUGUGUCUGCAUACCUUCGAGGACUCUGCACCGUGAAGAGAUUCUCCGCACUAGCCAUGUUCCUAUCUAGCAAUGAUAAGCAAGUGUUGACCAACUUGCUCCAGCACUGCAAAACAGCAGAGAACGCAAGCGACGACGAAAUAGCAGAUCUGAAAAAUAAAUAUGAAAUUUAAAGACUUAAAAAGUAACUGUAAUAGGUAUGGAAUUUGUAAUGCCAUUGUUACAUUAUCAUAGAUUUAUACGGUAAUGCACCUAUACAUAUAUACUAUAUACACUAGUCGCAAUUGCAAAAUUCUGAUAUAUCAAAUCAAAUUAAAAAUAAUUUAAAUAAAUUUUAAAUUCAAUCGUUACAUACUAUAAAAUGAAAUCGCUUCCUAUGUCUCUUCAAUUAUAUGUUAAAUUACGCAUCGGAUUUUAAUACAGUUUUCAGUAAUAGAUAGAGUGAUUCAAGAGGAAGGUUUAUAUGUGUAAUACAGCUGACCCGCGCAAUUUCCCCACCUUUUGCAAUAUUUUUCAUUGCAACUCCGCUUAAUAGCUAACAUACCUUAAAGCCUUCCUCGAUAAAUGGACUAUCCAACACGAAAAAAUAACAAUUCGAACCAGUAGUUCCUGGGAUUAGCGCGUUCAAACAA